Periconia digitata is the source of this 1160-nucleotide messenger RNA. Lineage: Eukaryota; Fungi; Ascomycota; Dothideomycetes; Pleosporales; Periconiaceae. The record is from the annotation of a GenBank genome assembly.
GACUUGUUUCGUUUGUUUGUUGGUGUUUCGAGUCUCUAUUCUACCAAGAAACAAUACAAAUCUAGAUGAACUGGGCGAUGGUGGAUGAUCUGGACAAUGAUGGUUGGGGUCCAAAAACUGGUGUAGGCUGAAAGCCCAUGCAUCGAUCCGUUUCACAGUUAAGGAGGCAUCUCGUAUUCUUCCCGCAGCUUCUGAUACAGGUACGCGAUCGUCUAGACGCGAUUCCCGACUCCUCUCCCAUUUUGUUCGCAUCCGCUGGACUUGGUGAUGAACGAGACGGCUAUUAUUUUAUCUGUCACACAGAGAACAGAGGAGCGCCUCCUGCGUCUAGACAUCUGUUGAACUUGCUUACUUUGCGCUAGGAGACAAGCGGGCAUCCUUCGCGUGUGUCAAAAGUACUGUGAUAAUGUUGGAUCUGGGGAUAUCACGGACCGAAUAAACAACCCAUGAGCUCUCUCAUCGAUGCGUCGUCACCUCUUGGUUAUUGUUUUCAUGAUUCAGUCGCUUAAUCCUGAGUUGUAGAUGCGAGGUCUGGCAUGUCACUCUCCUCGUAACUGCUAAUCAACAUCGCGUAACCAUUGCGCCCAAACAAUUCAAAAAUUCAAUAGAUCCUUCUAUGUUUCAACUGUUGGCCACAUACGCCACGUUUCGCGACUCGUGGAUAAAAACCUGUAAUCCUUGAGAAUUUGGCCAUGGGAUAUACCCGUACACAUUUUGGUGCCUCUACAUGUGUACACAGAACUCCCACGUGGGCGCACGGCACAUAUGCACAAUCUAUCUCUGACAGGCCGUCACCCAUCAUCACCCGUCACAACCUCAAACACAAACAGCCAAAAACGCCCCGAAACACCUUUCACCCUUCUCUUCGACUUUUCCCGUCUCUUGGAAACCUUUUCUUUCUUUUUUCCCUCCCAAUAUUCUCCCUGCAUAUAGACGAACGGACAAACGAACGAGCAAAGGGAGGGGGCGAAUUGGGCUGGGUUGGGCUGUCUCGGUUGCCGAAAGCAAAGCCCGGCAAACUACCGAGCGCUGCACGUCUCUAUGUAAGCUUCGUACGAUUCCGGACAUACACACAGUGUGAACUGUUUCUAAGGGGGGCCAUGGCAGGCAGAGAAAACAGACUAUUGUUUCGUUUCGUUUUGUUUCAUCUUUGGUGUUGA